AUAUCAAUGGAUAGAAAGGUCUUUUGUCUAUUUAGGAAAACUUAUUUUGAUUAUUUUUUCUUUUAAUUUUUUUUUGUGACAAAAACUUAACAUGAUUGUUUUAGAGAUUUUCCUCUUUUAUGUAGUCUAUUUAGUAUUGGUCAAAUUUUGAGUAGAUGUAAUGAUUUUUUCUCCUUUGAAAAAGAGUAGAUAUAAUGAUGUUUUUUUUAGAAAACUUAAAAAAUUAAAUGUUUUCUUAAUCUGUGUGCAUAUUUGUAAAACAACAUUUAUCAAAAACACAGUAGGAAUGAUAUAUAGUAAAAUUCAUAAACAAAUUUAAAUAUAUAAACAAAAGAAACGGAUGAAUGAUCUUUUCCUUUUAAAAAUAUAUAUUUAGUUUUCUUUUAUCACUCUUCAACUUUUUUCUUCCAAACGCAGUAACAGUUGUAGAAGAAGACGCCGUCUCUCUCUUACACCAUAAGAAAAAACAAAAGAGACAGACUUCUCUCCGUACCCUCAAAACACAUUUUAGCACAGAAAAUUCCAGCAAAAGAAAAAAAAAACAAAUCUCUUUCUUUUUGGCUUCUGCUUUAAUUUGUUCUUUUUGCUAUCUUCUUACAUAUAACUAAAGAUUUGAUGUUUGAGGAAAAGAAGAAGUUCAUGGACGAUUUCGAGUUCUUACCUGAUGAGUUGAGAGGACGAACUUCGUACAGUACUGACGUUCAGGGAGCUCCUCCGACUUGUGCCUCUGCCAGAUUUCGCUUUUCUGGUGAUUCUGCACCCUCCUCCUCCUUGACGUCGAUUUCAAACCCAUUCGUGAACCAACCGUCUCGCAAAAACAUGAACACAACAGCUGGUUUGUGUCAGAAUCUCAGUAAAAUGGGUAUCUCCGACGAUGAAGAAAGGAGUAGUUUCACCGGAUCCCAUCCUCCUUUUCUGGAAAAUCUUCAUGGAUGUUUCAGAUUGACACUUGGUGGUUCUUCUCAUCGUCAAAGUCUAACGCAGAGCUCUCACGGUGACAACAGUCGCAUGCUUGGAUUGCUUGCUCGGGAAGACUACUUCCCUAACAACCACAUACGAGGCUUUACAGAGAACACGUCACGUCGAAACAGAGAUUACUACCACCUCUUCGAGGAGCAGGAACAAAACCCACGACGACACAUUUCUCUUUCAGCAGUGAGAGGAGUUUCUUCUAAAUGCAUGAAGGAAGCUUUGUCUCCAGAUCUUGUGUCCGUGCUUGGAAUCUACGGAUCUGUCUACCUAACUGCAAAAGAUCAGCUGGGUUGUCGGUUUUUACAGAAACUGAUGCAAGAAAGAAGCUCCCUUGAUGUUAUGGUUAUAUUCAGAGGAUUGAUAAAUCAUGUCAUCGAACUUGGAAUGGAUCAGUUUGGGAAUUUUCUCAUACAAAAGCUUAUCCUAAUCUCCAACGAAGAACAGAGAACAAAAAUCCUCAUCAACCUGACCUCCACACCUGGCUUGCUUAUCGAAAUCUCCCUCCACAACUAUGGGACAAGAGUUGUGCAGAAGCUGAUUGAGACAGUGAGAACAAAGACAGAAAUCAAUCUGGUUAAGUUAGCUCUUAAACCGGGUUUGCUCUCUCUCGUUAGAGAUUUAAAUGGAAAUCAUGUUAUUCAAAGUUGCUUAAAAUUCCUUUCCCCUGAAGAUAACAAGUUCAUUUUGGAGGGUGCUACCAGGUUCUGUGCCACAAUUGCAACUCAUAAACAUGGAUGUUGUGUGCUGCAACACUGUGUUAAAUACUCGGUUGGUGCGGAACGUGAGAAUCUCAUUGCUGAAAUAGCCAGAAACUCUCUCCACCUUGCACAAGACCCUUUCGGGAACUAUGUGGUGCAAUACAUAAUAGAGCAGAACUUAGGGGGAGUAAAUGUAAUGUUUGAGUUAAAAGGGAAUUAUGUGAGGUUGGCUACACAGAAGUUUAGUAGUCAUGUGGUGGAGAAAUGUCUUAUACAUUAUCCAGUGAGUAGAUCCCAGAUCGUCCGCGAGCUCGUCUCUGUUCCAAACUUCGAGCGUCUUCUUCAGGACCCCUUUGCUAAUUAUGUUAUCCAGUCCGCUCUAUCUAAAGCUAAGGGCUAUGUUCGGGCGAGCUUGGUGGAUAAAGUACGUACAUUUGGAAACCUUAAGAUGAAUCCAUAUUGCAAGAGGAUAUUCUCCAAGAGCCGCCACUUGAGGAAAUGAUCAUAACAGAUUUAACCCCUAAUGCAAAAAAAAAAAGUAUUGUUGUUUUGCUGAAGAUGUAGGACAUGACACUAUGAUCCAUACAAGACAGAAGAUCCCCUUUGUUGUCUCUUGUCUUUUUUGGAUGUUGUUUAUCUUCUAGUAUUGAAAUUGAUCUAACGAGUCAUGUUUUUAUGUGGUUAACAUUUUCCUCCCUGAGUUAAAUUGUGUUUUUGAAAUAGAAUGAGAUGGAGAUUUUAUGAUUAGGUUUUGGUUCGGUAUCUUCGGUUUUCAAUUUUAUCGGGUUAUCGCAGAAAUGAAAUCAAAGACAAAUUAUCUAUAAUUUGGUUUUGUUCGGUUUGAUGUAGUUUGGUAUCUUUUUAGUGUAACAUGUAGUUAACUAAAACAUAUAAACGAGAUUUUACUGAGUUCAUGCUUCAAACUUAAAGCCUUAAUCUUGCAAGGGUUUUUAAUUCAAAAAAUGCAAUAUAUUACUAACUUUAUAGUAAACAUUACAAACUACCAUCCAAAACUUGUUAAUCAAGUACACAACUCGUCUCUCCUCAGUCCUCACCAACCUCUGAAUCUUGUCUCCCUGCGUUUCCUUUUAUGCCAAAACCGAGCUCUAAAACGCAGGGCAACAGAGUUCUUCUUUAGGCAAAGCACGUGACGUAUGCGUGCGGCGUGCCAUUUGAAUUGUGUAAACUGGGCUAAUCCAUUGCCUUAUUUGAGUAACCAUAUCCUUUGAAUCCUCAAGAUAAACUAAAUAGUCUCCUUUGUCUUUCAUUUUAAUUUUCAAAGAAAUUUUUGAUUUUCCAACAGUUUUUUUUUCCUUUUCCAAUAGAUUAUUAUUAUAUUUAAAAUUUUUGAAAACAGAAAUAUUGAAAUGCAAAUCUCAAUAAUAGUAGCAAAGAAGUUUUUGUAUAAAUCACAAAAUAAUAUUUAUUAAACUUGAACAUAUUAAAUUAUCAAUAAUGAAAAGUAUAUUUUUAAAUUUUCCAAAAUUUAUUUAUUUAACGUAUAAUUUAUUUUAAAAUAAAAAUAUUCAUUUAUGAAAAGUAAAUAAAAAAUAUUUUUAAAACUACAAACUUUUCACUACUUCGUGAAUGUUUAUCCUUCCUAAAUACAUACUACUUGAAUAUCUGUUUUAUUACAUACGAAAACAAAACAUUUUAGCUGUCAUAUUUUAGGAUGAAUCAGUUACCAUUUUUUCAACAUCAAAUCACUACUCAAAUUUAAAGUGAUAUGAGUAAUAAGACCAUAACAAAGCAAUCAAUAAAACAAAUCUCAAAGAAAAAAUAUAAAAAUCUUUGCUAAAGAAUCUGCUACUGAAUUACUUAACAACUUUAUAGCUUAUAAACAUUCAAGUAAUAUAAAAUUAUUUUUAAUUGAAACAUGAUAUCUACCUAUAGAAAAGAUCAUGAAAGAUGCGAUCAAAAUAGUACUCGAAUCUAUAUACGACCCCGAGUUUCCAGAUACAUCACAUUUUCGCUCGGGUCAAGGCUGCCACUCGGUUUUAAGAAGGAUCAAAGAUAUUAGCAUAUCUAACCAAAUUUGAGAUGUUAUAUAAAUGAACACAAAAAAUUCCGUCUUACAUUUUUAGAAAAGUCCUCCAAAAAUGUAGGUAUGUUUUCUAAAUAUGAAAAUUUGUGUAAAUAAGUACAAAGAUUCACAUUUAUACAUUAAAAUAUAU
Molecule: messenger RNA, 3844 nt
Organism: Brassica napus (rape)
Lineage: Eukaryota; Viridiplantae; Streptophyta; Magnoliopsida; Brassicales; Brassicaceae
Product: pumilio homolog 11
Exons: 5
Coding region: 616-2172 (518 amino acids)
Biological process (GO): post-transcriptional regulation of gene expression
Cellular component (GO): cytoplasm
Molecular function (GO): mRNA binding
Source: RefSeq, a predicted model, not a curated record